UAAAACUUUAAAGAAGGCGUGAUUAGACACUAUAUAAUCCUUGAUUGGGGCCUCUCUCAGUACCAGUCAGAGAUCUGAAGAAAUUCGCCGCUCUGCGACUGAACAGAGACGAAAGAGAGAGCUCAGAGAAAGUACCCCGAGUUUGGUAUAGGACAGAUAACGUAGCCAGAAGCUAACUGCGGUAUCCAGACGAAGAGAGAAGGUGCUGUGACACCGUUUCUAAUAUCAGGCGCCCAGAGUGUCUGAUAUUGGGGCUUCACUUCAGGUUGACCACCCACCUGAGUCAUGGAGAAGGAUGAAAAUGGUGAAAACAUGGUGGAAACGGUGAAGGAUUUAGUUGUGACCUCUGCCUAUAGAUACACCAAGGAAGAGCUUCUGGAAAUCAAAGAAUUGCCGAUUUCCAAUGAGAGGCCAGAGUGUCUUUCAGAGAAAUAUGACAGUGAUGGGGUUUGGGACCCUGAAAAAUGGCAUGCCUCACUAUAUUCCUCUUCAGAAAACAGCUGUCCAGCAGAAGGAUACAAGAAAGAUUAUGCAGAGGACAGAGUUCCGCUAAAACGAAGAAUUGCAGAUCCUCGGGAACGUGUGAAAGAUGAUGAUCUUGAGGUGGUUCUGAGUCCACAGCGGCGUAGUUUUGGCAGUGGCUGUCAAGUGGCACCCACUGCCCUCCCUCGUCGCCCCAUCAGCCCUCUGGAGAACAAAGAGAAUGAGUCACUGCGUUUGGGGGGAGCACGUCGCAUAGGGAGUGGCCGUAUCAUUGCAUCACGUGUAUUUGAGAGGGACGCACGAGUUGACAAGGAGCGGGAACGAGACCGAGAACGUGAAUUUAAGGACAAGAGAUUUAGGAGAGACUUUGGAGACAAAAGAGUGUUCAGUGAGAGAAGAAGAAAUGACUCCUAUGCAGAAGAGGAGCCAGAGUGGUUCUCUGGUGGACCCACUAGUCAGUCUGAGACCAUUGAGCUCAUUGGCUUUGAUGACAAGAUCUUGGAGGAGGACAAGCGCAGGACCAAACGUUCCAGGAAGAAGCCAGAGUCUGUUAAAGAAGUUGAAUGUAAUGGUGGGCUCUCUGGGGAUCGUGAAGCGGUUCAAGAGUUAGCAGAUCAAGAAGUUCCACAUGCUGAGGUUCUACCUGAGCAAACCCCUGGAGAAUUUGACUUCAAUGAGUUCUUCAAUCUUGAAAAGACCAUGCCUGGUCUGGCUUCGAUGAUUGAAGAUGUCCUUGCUGAGGGUCCUGUCAUGUCCAGUCGUUUCAGUCGCUGGUUCUCCAGUAACAGAAGUCCCUCUGGCAGCCACUCCAGCAGUCUGCGUUCCACACCACAUGAGGAGUUGGAGAGACUAGCAGGUCUCGAUCCUCAUACUGGAUCUCUGAAUCAGGGUACGUCUUUAUACUUCACCCCCAUCUCUUCAGUGGAACGCAAAGAGAAGGUGGACAUAUUGGAGCUGCUGCAUAAAGCCAACGUUGACCUGAAACCUCUACUGUCUAGUUUGAAUGUCAACAAGGCUCACCUAAAAGAGAGCACAAACUCAGGGGUGGUGUUGUCUUUGGAGGAAGUGGAAGGGAGUCUGAAGGCCCUGAAGAUGCAGCCUGAACCGGCUCCAUCAUUACCUCAAAAGCAGCCCAGCGGAGGUGGGGGAACCCCCUUCAUGGUGGAGCACCUUGAAAAGGCUCUCACGGAAGGUACCGGAGUUGCGCCACGACCACGAGACCCUGACAUGUCUGCAUUUAAUAAGUUAGUCAACACCAUGAAGGCAAGUGGAACCCUGCCCACCCACCCCAAAGCCAGCGGGAGCAGUUUACAGCAGCAGUCAGUGGAUCCUGCUCUUGUGUCCUUAUCAGAGGCGCAGGUACCCACCUCCCAGCAGAAAAACAUCUUUCAGGAAUUGUUGGUUGCCCCUCAUGGCCCUGUUCCUGCCCCUGUGCCUGGCCUCGUACACCACCGCGCUUCACCCCCACUCUUUCAACAGAGAGCCCCUAUACAGGACUUUUUCCCGGGCAUGCCCCCUAUAACUGGGUUCCCUGCUGGCCCACAAACUGUGUUGGAUCAAAUUCCAGACUUGAAUCGGGCCAGGACUUUACCACAGAUUAGAGCUUUGCCAAUGGGAGUGGACCAGGCCAAUCUGGAAGCUUUGUUUCAGCAGGAUCUGGCAGCUCUUAAUCGCCAACAGUACCAACAAGGCUACAACAAACAGGCUCACGAUAUGGUGUUUCGCAACAGACAAACCAGGAUGAACCGUUCACCUGGCCCUCACCUGCCUGGCCGGGCCUCACCUGGCAAUACAGUAACAAGUGUAUUGUCUCCAUCCUUCACUCCCACUUCUGUGAUCAAAAAAAUGUAUGAGUCAAAAGAGAAAAGUCGAGAUGAUCCUGGGAGUAGACCAGGAAGCAAGGAGGAGACUGUGAACUCCCAUAAUUCACAGGAGGAUGGUCCUCCAUCACCCAGUUCAUUUCUGGAAGAUGGGGACACCAGUGGUCCUCAGACUGGUGGGGUAAAGGCAUGCUCCACCCCUGUUCCUACUCAGAGUCGUUAUAAUAAAGACCCAGACCGACCCAGGCCUCCUUCAACAACAGGCCACACUCCCACUAUGCUGUCACCAGGACCAUCUUCUCCCUUCCCCAGACCCCAGAUGUAUCCAGUCCCUCUGCUUCCCCACGUCCCCUUGGUCAGACCUCCACCCCAGCUUCACCCGGGCGUGAUGCAGAGAAUGCUGGCUCAGGGCAUCCAGCCUCAACUCGGACCCACAUUAUUACAAACAGGCAUGUUCCCUCAGGCUGUAGACCUGUCUCAGCUUCAGGGUUUACCCCCAGCCCUCUUAGGGCAGCCUCUGUAUCCCCUUGGUCCUGCAGGGCAUCCACUCAUGGCCCCUAGAGCUGCAGGAACACACAUGCAGUUAGCAGUCAUGCAGCAACAGCUUCAACAGCAGCAGAGACCAAAUCUGCCAGUGGCUCCAUCAGGAGGCCCACAGUCACAGAGCCACGGUCCCCAUCGGACAAACCAUUCCCAGCGAAGAGGGGGUAGCCCUCCUCUAGGUCUGGCAAAGUGGUUUGGAUCUGACGUGCUACAACAGCCCCUCCCUUCCAUGCCAUCGACUAAAGUAAUCAGUGUUGACGAGCUCGAGUUCCGGCAGUGAUGACAUCCUCGGAGCAGUCAGCAGGAGCGAAGCAAGACAUCCCUUCCCUUCCCCACUACCCUCUAGUUGGAGAGAUAUGAACUUUGAUUUAUACCAUUAUGUACAGAUGUCAGAGCCCUUGGUGUGUUUUUUUUUUUUUUUUUUUUUUUUUUUCUUGGAGAAGGCCUGAAGUUAAGAGGGAAAAGACGUUUUUGUCACAAAUUUCUCAUAGUUUUUGUUUUGAACUUUCUUUUUGCAGUAAAGUAAAUAAUGUAUAGGCCUGAAUUUGUACAGAUUAUGGAAAUUUCCACCUUGUACAUAGAAUUGACUUUUUUUUUUCUUUCUUCUGUCUUCAUGUGGGGAAGGUUAUCCAACUAAUGAGAAACUGCAAAGUUGCUUUUUCUUUGUCCAGUCACACUAUCUGCACAGUGUUCCAUGUUUCCCAUCUAGGGUUGAUCUGGGUGGGAAUGGACAGUAUUGCGGAUUUGUUGGAAAGGAGAUGUUUGUGUGUAGUGUUUUAAUGCAUCCCUGAUCCAGAGAUGCAUGCCCUUGAAACUUGCUGGAGUAUUGAAGCCAGAUUGUUCUGCAAGAGGGGACAUUCUUCCACCCCAAGAAGUGAAUGCUAGUUGUGCCUUUGUUUCCUCCCCCCUUUUUUUUUUUUUUUUUUAAAAAAAAAGAACCCUCCCAUCCUUCCUCCAGCCAGUCUUCUUAGUCACCUUAUGAGAAGCACUGCUUUGAAUCACAUUUGUUUUAGGGUGGCAGGGGAUUACAAUUAAGUAAUUUGCUAUUAAUUUAGGUAGCACAAAUAGUUAAAUAUAAGAAAAAUUAAAUAAAAAAAUAAUAAUUCUCACAAAA
This is a messenger RNA of Carassius auratus (goldfish), 3960 nucleotides long. RefSeq names its product eukaryotic translation initiation factor 4E transporter-like. Lineage: Eukaryota; Metazoa; Chordata; Actinopteri; Cypriniformes; Cyprinidae. Bases 286 to 3126 code for a protein of 946 amino acids. Gene Ontology annotation, molecular function: mRNA binding. The transcript is spliced from 20 exons. Gene Ontology annotation, biological process: negative regulation of translation. Gene Ontology annotation, cellular component: cytoplasm; nucleus. The record is from RefSeq and is a predicted model, not a curated record.